UAGAUCUAGAUCUAGAUCUAGAUCUACUCCUGCCACAGAUGGGUGGAUGUGAGAUAUUUUGGCAUAAAAGUUUAAGCCACAAGACAGUGUUGAAGACACUUUGAAAACAACAGAUCGUGAGCUGUAAAAUAUUGCUGAAACGGAACUCUGCCUGCUUUCCAGUACUUCCAGCAUAGUACAACAGGCUACUACUGUAUACUGUACUGUGUCAUCCUAUGUGAAGUACUUGCCCGUAAGGAAAUAUCCGUCAUCAUUAUGGCUGACCAGCUUCGUCGAGAUUUGUUGACUAAGAACUGCGUAGUUGCCAAGGAAGUGUUGGAGUGUCUGGUGAAGGAUGAUCUGGACAAGUUAAAGGAGAUGAGCUCACGCUUCUCUCAAGCUGACCUUAUUGGAGAUCGAAACGCUCAAGAGGCAGCUAAAAUUUUGUACGCCGCUGUCACGGCAGAGGCUGCGAACUGUGCGCUUUGGCUGCUCAACGACAGCGUGGAGGCAAAUCCAGACUUGUUCAAAGAUAAAAAGAAAAGAACAGCGUUGUGUGUCGCAACGGUAAAGAAUCGAGCCGAACUCCUGCAAAACCUCCUCGAGUCUGGGGCGGAUCCGAAUCAAGUGGACACCCGGGGUGUGAGCCCGCUCAUCGAAUGUGCGCGGCACGGCUACUCGGAGUGUUUGCAGCUACUGCUGCAGCAUGGCGCUCGGACAGAGGGACGCACCAAAGUCCUCCGGCACUGCGCGCUCACGGAAGCCGCCUCUGCUGGCUAUCUGCGCGAUGUGCAAAUGCUUCUCGACGCCGGGGCCGACAUCAACGCACGGACGGCGGAAAAUGAAACUGCUCUUAUGCUGGCCGCGCAUAAAGGUCGUUUUGACUGCGUCAAGGAGCUGUUGGCUCGUGGCGCCAACCACUUGUUGGAGUCGUCCCGAGGACACACAGCGCUGUUCACCGCCACUUACGGGGGGAACUUUGAGAUCGUGAGAUAUCUUCUGCAGUUUGACAACCGGCUUGAAAAGAUGGAUGGUGAUGGCAACACAGUAUUGGCCGCGUCAAUCUGCAUUGCAAAUGUUAAGAUCAUGAAACUGCUCUUAGAUAAUGGUGCCAAUUUGAGAAAUGUGACUGAUUUGUCGUGUGUGCUUCAGAGUUGCGCGCUAAACGGAGGUGAAUCCUGUUUGGAGCUUAUGCUGCAGUGCUCGGAUGAUUUGCAAGGCACUAUAAAGGAAGUGAUGCUGAGUUCCAUCAUCGGGGACAACCUGGACUGUGUCAAGCUAUUGCUGAGGUACGGGCCUCACGUACAUGUUCGGAUGUAUGAGAGCAAGAGCAAAACCCUGCUACACGAAGCCGCACAGAGUGGGGCGCGCAAAUGCCUGAAAUAUCUUCUGGAGCAAAAGGCUAACGUGAACGCCAGGAACAAGGAUGGGUUGACCCCUCUUUUUUACGCCGUGCAGUCAAACGAACCUGAAAAUGUAAAAACUCUGAUUGCUCACGGGGCGGACAUACAUUUUCGUGACGGUAAGGGACUGACUCUGGCUAUGGUGGCCUCCUGUGUCUCCAUCCUGAAAGUGUUGUUGGAAGCGGGAAUCGACAUUCACGCCCAAGACCAGAGCGGCAAGACGGCACUGAUGCACCUGUGUGAGGAGAACGAAAUGGAGUGCAUGCAGACGCCAAAUUUACGGUUCUUGGUCAAGAAUGGCGCCCGCAUUGAUGUCACAGACUUUGAGGGUCGCACGGCUCUAAUGUACGCAGCCAUGCACGGCAGAUUCAAAAACUUGAAAAUUUUGCUGAAAAAUGGGGCGAGCAUCAACCGUCUAGACGACAAAGGAGCCUCAGCACUGGAGCACUGUGUUCAGCAAGGCUUAGAACAUGAAUACAAAAGACUCUUUCACAAAGGGUCCAAGAAAUGUAUCGGAAUAUUGCUCAAACACAUGCCUUUAUCUUCGGAGAGCAGUGUGAUUGCCAUAAAAGCUAUGGUGUCGUUGUUGUUCAACCGAGAGUGGUACCACCCAGAGCGGGACGACGACCCGGUCACUGGCUACGUCAUGGAGUACCUACCGCCGCUUUUUGAGUUCAAAGACAAAUUCCCGUGUAUGCUGUCGUGGUGCCGCGACGAGUUCGCUCGCAUUGCAGCGCAGGGUGUGAGAGACACGGUUCGCUUCCUUCUGUUGAACGGUGUCUAUCCCAGAUACGGGGUCCUGGUGAGAGACUUCAAAAAUCCUCCUGUGUCCGUCUGUCCUGCCACCCUGAAGUAUUUCAUCAUCAACGACCUGCUCGACGAGGCCGAUCACAGCUAUCUCAGAGAGUUGAGGGCCACCUCCAGUUUUUCUCGCGGGGGGGCCUCCGGGUUGGCUGAGAACGAUGAUCUGGAGGGGCACGGUGCAGCAACCACCCGCGAGAGAUUCGCUUUUACAGAGAGGAACUCGGUGGACACGAUACUCCCCGUCCUCACCUCGCAACCGUGGCCGCUGGUGAAGCUCUGUCUGCGGACGUUGUCGGUCGCUCUCGGCAGCAGGGACGGGCUGGAGGAUCGCGUCCAGAGCUGUCAGGUCCCACCGCAGCUACAGAGGUUCCUGGCGCACCAGAACAAGUGCCUGCAGCUGUGCCCGAGCCAGUGGCACAACAUUCCCAUGGAGUCGGAGCCCAUGGUUUACGAGUCGCUCCCCAGGCCAAGGCCACUCAUCGAGCAGUGGCCCGCGGGCCAAGACUUGGACAAGUGUGGGUGCGGCCGGUGCGGCAAAAACGGACUCUGCUUCCGCGGCAUCGAGCUUGACGCUGAUCCCCGGGCCGUCCUGGUGCGGAGUGAAUGGGAUAUGUUGUUUGACGAGCUGGGACUCAAUCCUUCGGGAAGAGACGAUGAUAUUGACGGAGCCAGUUCUUUGGACACAGAUGAUCCUGAUGUCGUGCCCGACGAUAUGGACAGUGAGUGGGAAGAUGUGGAUAGUGAUGCAGAUGAUGAUGAUGACGAUGACGACGGUGGUUCAGAUGAUGGCGAUGAUAUUUCUGACGAUGGUGACGAUGCUUUAUUAGAUUGUGGUAUCGAUACUUCAGAUGAUGAUGUUGACGUCAGUUAGUUAAGCUGGGGAUGUAAGUGGUUCUCUGUUCUCUGAGCUCGAAUGAGGCGAAACCAAAGUCUGUUUUGAGUUUAAAAAUAUGUGAGGCAGCGGGGUGAAAUCAGGCGCUCGUCAAAAUAUAGAAAUCAGAGAAACAGGCAUUUUUCCUCAGUAUAGAAAUUUUUAUUGAAUUUUUUUGUUUUUGUGCUCAACCUCUUUUAUGUCGAUAUAAAAAUACAUUUCUGUAU
Molecule: messenger RNA, 3284 nt
Organism: Aplysia californica (California sea hare)
Lineage: Eukaryota; Metazoa; Mollusca; Gastropoda; Aplysiida; Aplysiidae
Product: ankyrin repeat domain-containing protein 50
Exons: 2
Coding region: 256-3057 (933 amino acids)
Biological process (GO): neuronal action potential; negative regulation of delayed rectifier potassium channel activity
Cellular component (GO): membrane; synapse; axon initial segment
Molecular function (GO): transmembrane transporter binding
Source: RefSeq, a predicted model, not a curated record